Molecule: messenger RNA, 10861 nt
Organism: Panthera uncia (snow leopard)
Lineage: Eukaryota; Metazoa; Chordata; Mammalia; Carnivora; Felidae
Gene: RPGRIP1L
Product: RPGRIP1 like
Exons: 27
Coding region: 2107-5973 (1288 amino acids)
Biological process (GO): non-motile cilium assembly; retinal rod cell development
Cellular component (GO): photoreceptor connecting cilium
Molecular function (GO): thromboxane A2 receptor binding
Source: RefSeq, a predicted model, not a curated record
GAGGUGAGGGGGACGGAGGUGGCCCCACCCUCUACCUACAGCAGGGUUGGGGGUCCUGGGAUCCGCUCUACGGCCUAGAGAAGGCCCUAGAGUUCUGCUUGCGUGAAAAGCAGCCCAGCACGAGACACCACAUCCUCAGGCCUGAAUCACAGCCCGCCCAUUAUCCCCACGACCAGCACCGGUUUGAAAUUUUACAGCCCAGCCUUAAAGCAGGCUGAUGAGAGUUGAUGCUGCCUGCCGUGCCUUUCCAAGUCCUCCUUCAUAUAGAAGGGCACAUAAACACAAUUCGCUCCUUAACCCUGGGUUAAGAGUUGGUUGGUAGCCCCUUUAGCCUCUUAAAUGGCCUAUUGUUGGCUUAGUGAUUUAUAAUUACUUGUUUACCGUUUGAUUACCCCAUAGCCUGUUAACUACAGACAGGCGGGGAUUUUGUUUACCAUUUUAGUCUCAAAGCCAGGUUUUCAUUUAAACAUUCAGUAAAUAUUAAUGUCGGUCUUGCAUCAGUAGCCUUGCAACAGGCACUGUUCCCUACAGCUGUGAACAGGACUGAUACCCGUCUCAAGAUGCUUCUGCUUUAUUUACUAGGUGACAAACUGGUAGUCAACUAGUAAACAAAUAAGACAAUUUUAGGUAGAGAUGACUGCUACAACAGAAAUACACAGUGAUGAAACCGGGGGGAAAGUAACCAUAGGAUGAUCAGGGAAGACGUCUCUGAGGAAGUGGCAUUUGAGCUGAGCCCCAGAGAAUGAAGAGCCAGCUAAUGCAAAGGCUUUGAGCAAGGCGAAGGGGACCCUGGAUUUGAGGAACCUAAUGUAGGAGUGUGAUUGGGCAUGGUGAGCGAGGAGGGAUGACAUGAGAUGGGAUGCAGAGGCGUUACAGCGUGGAUUUCUCAGCGUUACAGCGUUACAGGCGUUACAGGAUUUCUCAGCCUCAGCAUUGUUAACUUGUGGGGCCAGGUAAUCAAUUCUUUGUUGUGGUUCCCGUGUACUGUAGGAUGUUUAACAUCAUCUGUGGCCUCUGGAUGCCAGUAACACUGCCCUCCCUCCACCUUCCCAACCAUGACAAAACUGUGACCAGACGCCUACUUCUUAGGUGCGUGACCUUAGGCAAGCUCCCUAGGAUGUGUCCAGGUUUUUUCAUUUGUAAAGUAAGAACCACUUGUGUAACAACCUCACAGGGAUAUUGUGAGAUAAUUGAUUAAUUCCUAAUCAGAGCACUCAGAAGAGUGUCUGGCACAUUUUAGUAAGCAUUCAGUAAGUAAACGUUAACUAUCAUCGUCGUCGUGAUCAUAAAAGCUACCAUAACUCUGUCAUGGCAACGUUAGCAUUUUCACAAAUGUCCUAUGUUUAAACUAUUGAUGAUUUGCUUCCUAAAAUCCACCUUUUCUGUAGUAGUGUUUCCAGAAGUAGGAGAUGAUCUCUCAGGUCUAUGUCUGUUAAUUGUUUGUGUCACAACUGAAUGCAGUGGUUCUCAGCCUUCGGUAAGUUACAGUAAAAGUUAUGAGCCCUUUCCCUAAAAGAUAGUGUGCAUAUACAAAUAUGCAUACAAGAUUUGAUAAACCAUCUCUUGGGUCCCCAGACCCUAAAGCUCCAUGGAUUCCCUUCAUUCAAUAAGUAUUUAGCAAAUGCCUGCUAUGUGCCAAGCUCUGUGCUAGCCUCUGAGAGUACAGGACAGAGGUGCACAGGACACAUUUGGUACUCUCUUGGACUUUCCAUUCUAGGCCCGCCGUUCUAGAGAUUGAGAACCUCUGCCUUAGGGCAUCUCACUGGUAGUUUGCAUUUGGCUUUCGAGGUAAUUCGAAAUGAAAAUACGCGAUCUUUCUUUUUCCGCAUACUAGACAUUGCACGGACCGUUUACAUCCACAUACAAAACUGAGUUACUGUGGGGCAUCUCUGUGAAGAAUAGAAACUGUAAAGAUGCCAGAAUUAACUGGACAGCUUGUAUGUUGAGACAGAGAAAUAAGAAGAGAGAAGGAAGAAUGAUAAUCUUACCUCAUUUCCUAAGCAAACUAUAGGAAAUACACUGUUGAAAGGAACACUGUCUCCAUGAUUGAACGUAGUAUUACUUUUAAAAUGAAGCUUUCAUCUUCUUCAAGAGCACAUACAGGCCAUGUCUGGUCCAACUGAUGAGACGGCAGGAGACCUGCCUGUGAAAGAUACAGGUCUAAACCUCUCUGGAAUGGGAGGGUUACAAGAAACUUCAACAACACGGACAGUGAAGUCUCGCCAGGCAGUGUCACGUAUCAGUCGUGAGGAACUGGAAGACAGAUUUUUGCGUUUGCAUGAUGAGAACAUUUUACUUAAACAGCAUAGCCACAAGCAAGAGGAUAAAAUUAAAAGAAUGGCCACCAAGUUAAUACGGCUAGUUAAUGACAAGAAAAGAUAUGAGCGGGGUGGUGGCGGCCCCAAGCGGCUGGGACGAGAUGUGGAAAUGGAAGAAAUGAUUGAGCGGCUGCAAGAGAAAGUGCAUGAGCUUGAAAGACAGAAUGAAGUCCUCAAAAACAGACUCAUUUCAACCAAACAGCAACUUCAAAUCCAGGGUUACAGGCAAACACCGUACAAUUACGUGCAGUCUCGUGUUAACACGGGGCGUAGAAAAGUGAAUGAAAAUGCAGGCUCACAGGAAUGCCCCAGGAAAGGUAUUCGCUUCCAAGAUAUUGACGUAGCAGAAACUCUACAACCCAUGCUUACAAAACAUGGCAACAGUUUACUUGAAGAAGCCAGAGGAGAAAUAAGAAAUUUAGAAAAUGUUAUUCAGUCACAAAGAGGCCAGAUAGAAGAGUUAGAGCACUUGGCUGAGAUCCUGAAAACUCAGUUGAGGAGAAAAGAAAAUGAAAUUGAGUUCUCUCUUCUUCAGCUUCGAGAACAGCAGGCUACAGAUCAAAGGUCAAACAUUCGGGACAAUGUAGAAAUGAUUAAGCUUCAUAAACAACUCGUGGAGAAAAGCAAUGCUCUUUCAGUAUUGGAAGGAAAAUUUAUUCAGCUUCAAGAGAAGCAGAGAAGUCUCCGGAUCAGCCAUGACGCCUUGAUGGCAAAUGGAGAUGAGCUAAAUAUGCAACUCAAAGAGCAGCGUUUAAAAUGCUGCAGCCUUGAGAAGCAGUUACAUUCCGUGACAUUUUCUGAAAGAAAAAUAGAAGAGUUGCAGGAUAGAAUUAAUGACUUAGAAAAGGAACGGGAACUUUUAAAGGAGAACUGUGAUAAACUUUAUAACAGUGCCUUCAGUGCUGCCCACGAAGAGCAAUGGAAGCUAAAGGAACAGCAGCUCAAAGUGCAGAUCGCUCAACUCGAGACUGCCUUAAAGUCUGACCUAGCAGACAAAACUGAAAUCCUUGACAGAGUCAAAACCGAAAGAGACCAAAAUGAGAAACUCAUCCAAGAAAAUAGAGAACUACAGUUACAGUAUCUGGAACAAAAGCAACAACUUGACGAACUUAAAAACCGCAUGAAGUUUUACAACCAGGACAGUGAUAUUAAUGCUGAUGAAUUGAGUGAAGCUCUCCUGCUUAUAAAGGCUCAAAAGUCACAAAAAAAUGGAGACCUUUCCUUUUUAGAGAAAGUAGACAAUAAAAUUAACAAAGAUCUAGAACGCUCCAUGAGAGAGCUACAAGCAACUCAUGCAGAAACGGUGCAAGAGCUUGAAAAGACACGAAACAUGCUAAUUAUGCAACAUAAAAUUAAUAAAGAUUAUCAGAUGGAGGUUGAAGCAGUGACCCAGAAGAUGGAAAAUUUGCAGCAAGAUUAUGAACUCAAAGUGGAACAGUAUGUUCAUCUUCUCGAUAUCAGAGCUGCACGCAUUCAGAAACUAGAAGCCCAAUUAAAGGAUAUUGCCUAUGGCACCAAGCAGUAUAAAUUUAAACCAGAAAUCAUGCCAGAUGACUCUGUUGAUGAAUUUGAUGAAACCAUUCACUUAGAACGAGGCGAAAACCUAUUUGAAAUCCAUAUCAACAAAGUAACCUUUUCUUCUGAAGUUUUCCAGGCGUCUGGAGAUAAAGAGCCUGUCACUUUCUGUACCUAUGCUUUCUAUGAUUUUGAGCUACAGACCUCUCCCAUAGUGCAAGGCCUCCACCCAGAAUAUAACUUCACUUCUCAGUAUCUUGUUCAUGUUGACGACUUAUUUUUACAAUACGUUCAGAAGAAUACUGUCACUCUUGAGGUCCACCAAGCUUACAGCACAGAUUACGAAACACUUGCAGCUUGUCAGCUGAGAUUCCAUGAAAUUCUAGAAAAAAGUGGUCGAAUAUUUUGCACAGCAAGUUUGGUUGGAACUAAAGGAGACAUCCCAAAUUUUGGCAUAGUGGAAUACUGGUUCAGAUUACGAAUUCCCAUGGAUCAAGCAAUUCGACUUUAUCGAGAACGAGCAAAGGCUUUGGGAUAUAUAACAUCAAAUAAUAAGGGGCCAGAGCAAAUGCAUUGGUCAAGUCAGCAGGCGCCCAAAACUGCUCAGCUCAGUUCUACUGAUUCCACAGAGGGCAACUUAAAUGAACUUCAUAUUACAAUAAGAUGUUGCAACUGUCUGCAGUCCCGAGCAAACCACCUUCAGCCACACCCAUAUGUUGUGUACAAGUUUUUUGAUUUUGCAGACCACGAUACAGCCAUCAUUCCCAGUAGCAAUGAUCCACAGUUUGAUGAUCAUAUGUGUUUCCCAGUGCCAAUGAAUAUGGAUUUGGACCGAUACCUUAAGUCAGAGUCUCUGAGUUUUUAUGUGUUUGAUGAUAGUGACACUCAAGAAAAUAUUUACAUAGGAAAAGCCAAUGUGCCUCUGAUUUCACUGGCACAUGACAGGUGUAUCUCAGGAAUAUUUGAGUUAACAGAUCAUAAAAAGCAUCCUGCAGGAACCAUCCAUGUUAUAUUGAAAUGGAAAUUUGCUUACCUUCCACCAAGUGGAUCUAUAACUGAAGACUUAGGAAAUUUUAUACACAAAGAAGAGUCAAAAGUUGUUCAAAAACUACCUCCAACAUCCUCUAUUAGCACAAUAGUUGCACCAACACCUAAACCAAGACAGCGUUUAACACCUGUAGAUAAGAAAGUAUCUUUUGUGGAUAUCACACCACAUCAGAGUUCUGAGAUAACUACUUCUCCUGAAGAUGGGAAGGAAAUUUCAUCAGAAGUGGAGCAUACACCAGAAAUAGAAAUUAAUAUGCCAACUCUUUCACAUAUUCCUGAGGUUUCUCAAGGAAGCAGUGUAACGAAGGUAAAAGAGAAUACUGAGAAAAUACAAGGAAGAGAUGAUGAUGUGUCUUGUCUCUCUGAGGGUCAGCUUGCAGACCGAAGUUUGUCUUCUUCAGAAGAUGAAACAGAAAUAACUGAGGAACUAGAACCAGAAGAUGAGGAAGAGAGAUCAGCGUCUGACAGUGAUGAGUGUAUUAUUCCUGGUCCUGUCUCCGAGAAUAUCAAACAGCCAUCAGAAAAAAUUCGGAUUGAGAUCAUAGCUCUAAGCCUUAAUGAUUCUCGAGUAACUGAAGAUGACACUAUCCAACGGCUGUUCGUUGAAUGCAGAUUCUACAGUCUUCCUGCUGAAGAGACACCUGUGUCACUUCCAAAACCCAAGAGUGGGCAGUGGGUCUACUAUAACUAUAGCAAUGUGAUCUACGUGGAUAAAGAAAACAACCAAGCAAAGAGAGACAUCUUAAAAGCUAUCCUACUGAAACAAGAGAUGCCCAAUAGAAGCAUUCGCUUCACUGUAGUCAGCGACCCUCCAGAGGAUGAGCAGGACCUGGAGUGUGAGGACAUUGGCAUAGUUGACAUUGACCUCGCUGACAUGUUUCAGGAAGGGAGAGACAUCAUCGAGCAAAAUAUCGAUGUUCUGGAUGCACGGGCAGACGGUGGAGGCAUUGGCAAGCUCAGGGUCACAGUCGAAGCACUCCAGGCCCUACGGUCUGUCUACGAGCAGCACAGAGAGGACCUGGAGGCUGAAAGAAGCCGCUCCAGAGGCAUCUCCUCCUCCCGAGUAAACACUCACAUGAAAGCCCUGAGAUGAGAUCUUUGUAAUCACUCUGGUGUAUAUAAUCUAUAAUUCAUGGGACGCGGGGAGGGGGAGGUCCGGGUCGGCAGUGUUCAAGUUUUGUAUACUUUUUCAUUUGUUUAUUUUGCUACUCCCUCCUUCCCAUGACUGCCACCCCUCGGGACUUCAGUUCUCCACCAUGGGCAGUGCCUCCUCAAUAAUUCAUACCUACAUGAUAGCAUGAGAAAGCCCAUUUGCAUUUUCAACACUUUCUUAUGAAGAACUGACAUGCAAUUCCCAUUUUUAUUUGUAAUAAGCAAAAGAUAAAUCUGAGAAAACCUAGGAAAAAGACACACUUUUAUGUUAUCCCUAAUCGUCCCACUAAAUGGAAUGCCUACGAUUAGCCUCAUUAAGAGUUUUAUACUGUGAAGAUUUUAUUAGAAGCAAUAUAUGAAAAUUACUUGGAUUAAUGUGUUAAUCUUCCUCUUUAAAAUGCUAAUAUCCAUUUUAUGCACAUUAAAGCUCAGUAUGCAUUUUCUUUGAUGCAUGCAGUUUCUAUCAAUUAAAUAUAAAGAAGGAGACUCGGCACCAACUUCUGAAAUUACUUCAAGUUUUUCGUUUUCUUUCUUAAAAAUCACAGCUCUUCCCGUUUGUAUGGUUUUUAUGUAUUUGCGAUGGUGAUACGGGAUCCAGGGACGUGAAAUUUAUACUUUGAAAACUUAGCUUAUGACAUAGGAAAAAAAUUAUUAAAAGUAUGGUUCACAUUCUGAUAUGCUUAGUUAGACCUGAAAGGAAUAUCUUUUUUUUAUCAUUUUUUAAAAUUUACAUCAAGCCUUGUACAAAGGUGGGGUGGAUCUGGAUAACCAGAUCCUCGAAAAGCCGCUCAGAAAGUUAAUUUUCUAGCUUUUACCCAAUCUCACUGAAGGAUUUAAUUGAUAUUUUUAAUGGAGCCGUGAAUCAAUGCUGCAAAGGAAUUGUCUCUAGAGGUCUAGGAUAUAAUGCAUUUCAUUUUUUAAUUUACUUUUUUAUUUGUCAUUUUCUUCAAAGGAUUUUUAUAGGCUGUGGGUUUUCACUGUUUGCAAACAGGCUAUGUUCCUUCUUAAGCAUAUGUAAAGUAUUCAGGGAGAUAAGUAAUUUAUUAAAAUCUACCUAAUUUGCCGUGAUAUAUUAAAUCUCUGCUUCAGUGAUCACAGACCAUUUCAUUUAGAGAAUUAGGCAUUCCCUCUUUGUGUGAUUAAAGCUCUGGAAAAUGAGUUCUUUGCUCCUAUUUGUGAACAUUCAAAGCCUGCUAAUGGCAAGAAGAUGGAAUAGAUUAUGAGACAAUUCAUUACAGUUCAACAGAAAAAAAAAAGCAGCUAUAAUGCAAAAAUGCAAGUAUGAAUAUCUGCAUAUAGUUUGAACCAUCUGUGCUCUAAUGGCUUCAAUAAUGACUCUCGUCUUUAGGAGGCUUUGAAAUGACAUCCGUACAAUAUUAAUUUGUUGAUGUACAUUGUGGGACCAGUAGAGUACGAUCUGACCGCAGAAAUCUAUAAAUUCUGUCUCUACCAUUGGGCCUCCCUGUCUGGGGCCCGCCAUCUCCAAGAAGAAUCUUGCUCUCAUCAGACUCUGCAAAUCUUCAUAAUAACUCAUUCCUCUGGAACCUUCUAGAGACCGCAAACAUCUGCAGACUAAACCUCUCCAAUCCUAGUAAACAGCCACAUGUUUGUUGUCACUUCAGCUGGCUCUGAGCUCAUCUUUUUGGCCUCUCUUUCUAGCUUUCUUUGGCUUCAUGCAGUUACGGUGUCAUUAAGGCCCAUAAUAUUCCCUGCAGUAAUUUAAAACAGCCGGAUUAUACCCUGGGAUUAACUGAGUGGUUUUUGAGACAUUUAUUGUGGUAUUCUCCCAGGAGGUUUGUAUUAUUGUUUUAAAACGUUACAUCCCAAACUAAAUACCCUUUCUGCGGGGAAAAGAACCGGACCGCGCUGACUUCUUAUGAUCUUUAAGUGGAAAGGGGGAGUUUUUAUCAGGAAUCUUCUGAGACCUCGUCAGUCGGGUGGAAUGUAUACCUCAGACACGAUUAGAGAACCAGCCGUGUUUCUGUCACAUUCACGUUUGCUUGUAUAGAUUAUCAAAGGUCUCUUUUCUAGCCUUAAAAAAUUUCACCUUGCAACCACGUAAAUUUUUACAAGUCUCCUUUUCUUAAGUAAUUGAAUAGCUGCUGACACAUUUUCAAGUGGGUAAGUCGUACUGAAUGCCAUCAUGGGGGUGCUUCAAGUGGGUUUCGGAAUCAGUUCGAGAAGAGUUUUUUAUCCUGUCUCGCACUGACCAGAGUUCACUGAAAAAAGUUCAUCGCCUUUUGGAUUAUGGAGCAACGGUUUUCUCUUGGCGAGCCAGGCCUGUUCCAUUCAGUAUGGCUUGGGGGACAGGGUGCGGGCAGGGGUGCCGACACGGGCCUUGCCACACAAAUACACCAGUUUAAGGCCACGCUUCUGUGAACUUACAGCCCUUGGUGUAAACGUACACAGUCCACUCAGCACUUUCCGGGGCUAUAAUGCUUUUAGUUUGGAAAUAUAAAUAGAGAUGUGAUGUGGUAUGUGGGAGAGUGUCUUUUACAUGGUUUUCUGCCUACUGUAGUAGAAAUGUCAAAUUCCCAGCCACUGUCAUGAGAAGCAGUUGACAAAAAUAAGUUUUAUGGUUUACAGUGUGGUUGACAUACAGAACAUUUCUCUUCACUCUCAAUUUCAACAUGUUUUCCAAAUUAUCAUGGUUUAUUGCCAUUUAACUUAAAUUAGUUUUUUUUAAGAAUAAAUAGAGAAUAUAUUUAAUCAAAUAAAGAACAGCCAUGUUGAAAUUCCGCCGUUCCCGCCGUUCACUCGGUACCACGAAACACAGAUCAUUUCUAUGUGUUGGGAAGAAGAGUAGGCUCAGAAGUGGUCACGUGACUUGGGGGUUUCUGCUCACACCCAUGUUCCCUGCAACAAAACAUAAAUUAUUUUAGUAAUCUGACAUCAAGAGCUGUGACAAUGAAAACCACUUCUUACACAUGUUCUGACAAGAAUCUGAUUAACAUUUUUGUGGAUAUGGAAAAUAACUUUUUUUAGUCAGACUGCCACUCUUGCUGCAUUUAGAAGGAUUUCCUUCUUCACUGGAUACAAAAAUGUGUUAUCAUGUCUGUGAACAAAUAUGAGAAUAAAGUGUCGUCUUUGUGUGGUACAAAACAACCAAGGGAGAGCUCUGGGGAUAUAAAAUUAUUGAGUGAUUGACAAUAUCAGGAUAAUAAUUCAUCCCUAACUAUGAGAGUACAUUUCAAUAAGUCACUCAUGCCUGAAGGCCUCUGACUACCUUGACAAAGAAAAACUGAACCCGUGACUUAUUAUAGAUUGGACAACAUGCCUAAUUAGAUCCCUGAAUGGGAGCAAACAUCUCUACAUCCCCUUUGUUCAGAACAAAAACAACCUCCAGGUCAACCGGAAAGCUCCAAAAUAUCAAAGAUGUAGAAACAAGUGUUUUAAAAACUGAAAAUACAGAAUUAGAAAACAUCUCCUCAUCCUAAUCUCUUUUAUCCUGCAAGAUAGAUUUUUCACGUCCAUUUCGAAGAGCCACCAGCGGACUGCACUUCACAGUCUAACCUGGAAAAUUGGGCCCAUGCUCUGGUAUUGUGACACCUUUUGUUCUUACCCUUUCGUUUCCCAUGUAACAUUGACUCAUGUCUUUAAACUGUGUUUUUCCUCCAGUUGUUCUGAAGUAAAAUCUGGUUCUCUCAGACUUAGAAUAUGACCUCUUUUCUGUGGUGGACGGCAUUGUCUUCUGCCUUUUGCCCCUCCUCACUCUGUUGAGAUUCACCUUCCUCAUCCCUGUAACAGCAUCACCCCUCUCUUUACUGAGCACCAUUAGUUUCCUUUAUAAAUCAAAUUCACCCUCUUGAUCUUUCUAUUUCUGUCAUCUGUUCUGUUUACACAUAUUCAUUCAACUCAACAUUUCCUCCCACCUGUCUCCCUCUACUCAUUUUUAGUUAGUCAAGUCACAUUUUUUUUCCUUUCUCUUCUCUUGGUGCUACUUCUUUAGAUACCAGCAUCUGUGACAGCUCCAAUGGCAUUCCCAAAACCUGCCCUUGUGUGACGACUUCUCUUAAUUUACUGUGAUGGGGGGGGUGGGGGCACUUUUAAUCAACCAUUAUGAAACUGAGCAAACAGCAAGCUAAUUUUUGUGUCUUUGCUUUUGUAGCGACGUAACAGAGGCUGGAACUCAAAAAGCUCUCAGGAAUCACUGGUAAGGAGCUGAAGCAUAAGGAAUUUUUUUUUUUUUUUUAAGGAAAUGUGUCAUUAAAUCAAGCGUUAUGUGGCAUAAACGUGUUUUGUCCUAGUUACACGUGCCAUCAUUAACAAUAGGGGAAAUUAGAUAAAUUUAAGGAAAAAACUGAAGAGACUAUACACAACCCAAGAUUAGGGAGGCUUUUCUAACCAAGAGAGCAAAGACAACCUAUAAAACAAGAGAUAGAUGUCUUGUGUAAACAUCGAGGCCAGGUAACACAAAACAGAAUUCAAGGUGGAAAACAAGAGACAAGGACUAUUUAUACCGGUAAAAGGAAAACAGGUCAAAGACAUAAUGAACUUGAACAGUUACACACCUAACAGUACAGCUUCAAAAUAUGAAGCAACAACCUGACGAAACUGUGGACAAAAUAUUGCGGCCACAUGAGUUUUACUAGAUUUUAAUUCUCAGAGAGUGAUAAAUCAAAAAAGGUGUUUUUUUUUUUUAAGUCUAGAGGAUGUGCUUAAUAUGUUUACCAACCUCAAGCAAAUAUAGAAUGCAAAUGGAAAAUUAAAAAAAAAAUCAACCAUGUACUCAGCCACAAAGGAAGUCUCAAUUUCCAAAGAAUUGAAAUCUUGUAGACUGUUUCUCUAAGCAUAAUGCAGUAAAAUUAGAAAGCAGUAAAAGGAUAAUU